ACCUCGAGACCGGAGGGAAUUGGUCUCAUAGUGGCAUCUCCAUCUCCCUCUGGUUCUCUAAGAAAUUCUGAACAAUUCUCCUCCUCAAAGCUCUUUUCCUUCUUCUCAUCGAUCCUUCUGAACCGAUGUUUUCAUCUUUCAAUUCUUCCCCAUUUCAAAUACCCUCUUAACCAACCCACUUCCCCAUGUCUCGCAGACCCCUAGAUUCCCGCCAAUCCAUUGACUCCUGUACUCUCAAGCUCCAUACCUGGAGACCCUUCCACCAUCUCCACUCUGCUCCCAAAACCCUAGAUUCCGAUACCCAUAUCUCACCUCCCACAACUUCUAAACCCUACUACUCUUCCACCGCCCUUCACACCAAGCGCCCUUGUCUCUCCGAUCGAACUACCUCUUUCAAUGUCGACGCCAUCGACAUGUCCAGGUUGAGUUUGAUUGACGACGACAAGCCUUCUAUUGCGGCAGGUCGUUACACGCGAUGUAGCUUUGGAUUGAUCGCUAGGAAGCGGCGGCGACGUGGAUCGAGGUCGGUUUCCGGGCGGAGUAGCGAUCGUAGCGGGACGAGGCGGUGCUGCUCUGUUGGAGCUUCGGCUGCCCAUGGGACUUGCUCAGAUUUCCCCCUGGCGGUUGGGACUGAUUCGAGUGGGGAGUUGUUUGUGAAUGGGGAUGCGAAUUGGUCUUCUGAUGUGAGUGAAGCCAAGAAUUCGAGGAGGGAGAGAGAUGAGAAGGAUCAUCAUUUGGGAGGUGGGUUUAGUUAUAAUGGAUGUCCUGAUGCUCAGGGAAAUGAAUCUGGGUAUGGUAGUGAACCUGGUUAUCGUGGUGAUGGUGAAUUUGGGUAUGGUGAUGAGAUCGAUGAGGAAGAUGAAGAUGCCAGAUUGCUGUUGUGGGGUGAACGACUCGGAGCUAUCCGCUCAAGAAAUUCUUCUUGGCUGUUGUUAGAACUUACAAGUUCAUUUAACUGUCUCUACUUAAUCUAUUCUAGAAUGGAAAUUGUAGGAGAGAACACAUUUGCAGAUCAGAAAUCACACCAUAGAUGUCGCCGUAAGAAGCACGAAUGUAGAAUGGUCGACACCCUGAGGUGAUGAAGCUAACAUCGAACUCGAAACGAGGCAACAAACACUUUGAACUCCUGAUGCUCUGAGACCUGGAAUUUUCAACUGCUAAGGAUCCCCGGUUUCGAGAUCAUCCUUAAAGUGCAGCUUACAGUAUCUAGAUUCCUCGCUGACACCUACGUCGACUGCUGGUAUGAACUGUAGAACACCGACUUCCCGACGCUCACUCACAGGUACAUCGGCAGGGAAGAAAA
This is a messenger RNA of Cucurbita maxima (winter squash), 1303 nucleotides long. RefSeq lists its product as uncharacterized. The record is from RefSeq and is a predicted model, not a curated record. Lineage: Eukaryota; Viridiplantae; Streptophyta; Magnoliopsida; Cucurbitales; Cucurbitaceae. The transcript has 3 exons. Bases 186 to 1079 code for a protein of 297 amino acids.